UCUCUCGCUAGCAGCUUCCUCACACCCAGACUCUCUCACACACUCCCUUUUUUUGUCCUGCACUUGGUCGUCGCUUGAAGAUUAUGGAAGCAAGUAUGAAGCCUUAUUGCCUCGCCAUCAUGGUACAACUGAUCUACACUGGCUUGUUCGUGAUAUCCAAGGCAGCCUUCAACCAGGGGAUCAACACCUACAUCUUCUUCUUCUAUCGUCAAGCUCUUGGCUCCGUUCUCUUGCUGCCUAUAGCACUUCUACAAAGGAUAAAUGCACAACCCAUCAUAUCAACUCGGGGGCUCAUCAAGAUCUUCUUUUGUACCUUAAUCGGGAUUACGCUUGGCGUAAAUCUGUAUAAUGUGAGCCUCAAGUUCACCUCUGCAACUGUGGCAUCUGCAGCAGACAGCUCAAUUCCCGCCAUCAUCUUCUUCAUGGCGGUGCUACUAAGGAUGGAGGAUGUGAAGCCGAGGAGUUCUUCAGGCAUAGCCAAGGUUACCGGCAUAGCGCUCUGCCUGGCUGGAGUCUUCACCAUCGCCUUUUUCACCGGGCCGUCAAUAAGUCCUGUGAACCAUCACCAUGCCUUUGCCUCUGACCCAGCACCAGCAGGCUCGAAACAAGUAGUUCCGAAGGCGGUAUGGAUCAAAUGGACAUUCCUUAUGGUGGUCGCCAACAUGUGCUGGUCUUUGUGGAUAGUUUUUCAGCCUGCUUUGCUAAAGGAUUGUCCAGAUAAGAUGGUUGUGACCGUCACACAGUGCCUGUUCAGCACGGUGCAAUCGUUCAUUGUCGCGGUGGUCGCGGAGCGGGACUUCUCUAAAUGGAAGCUCCGCUUUGACAUCAGCUUGCUCGCCAUUUUAUAUUCAGGUUUUAUGGUGACGGGAGUGUCCUACUACUUGCAAACUUGGUGCAUAGAGAUGAGAGGCCCUAUGUUCUUCGCCGCCUGGACUCCACUCUGCUUUGUGUUCACAAUAUUUUGCUCAUCAUUCUUUCUCGGUGAGAUUGUUCACCUCGGCAGCAUCUUGGGUGGAAUUUUGCUGGUCGGAAGCCUUUACACCAUGCUAUGGGGUAAAAGCAAAGAGGUUAAGACUGACAAUAUCACUCAUGAUACUGAGAAAGCUGAGCAUAAGAAUUCUGCUGAGAGUUACCCAGAAGAGCAACAUCGUCAUACUACGCCAGAACUAUGAAUGUUCUAGAAUCAACAUUGAUUGGCUCGUCAGCUUUGCACGUCCAAGAACUAUGAAUGUUCGAUAGAUUCAACUAAUGUACUUAACUCCAUUAUGUAUAUAAGUUAAAAUAAUAAUAAUAAUUUCUUAGUAGAUACUAGAUCAAGCAGUUUUCUAAAUCCAUAAUUUCCAUGAAGGGUUUUAUGAUAA
Messenger RNA from Sorghum bicolor (sorghum), 1361 nucleotides. Its product is annotated as WAT1-related protein At5g64700. Gene Ontology annotation, molecular function: transmembrane transporter activity. Lineage: Eukaryota; Viridiplantae; Streptophyta; Magnoliopsida; Poales; Poaceae. The record is from RefSeq and is a predicted model, not a curated record. Gene Ontology annotation, cellular component: plasma membrane. The transcript has 7 exons. The coding region runs from base 84 to 1172 and encodes 362 amino acids.